Molecule: messenger RNA, 990 nt
Organism: Diaporthe amygdali
Lineage: Eukaryota; Fungi; Ascomycota; Sordariomycetes; Diaporthales; Diaporthaceae
Exons: 1
Coding region: 1-990 (329 amino acids)
Source: RefSeq, a predicted model, not a curated record
AUGGACACGAAUCCCCGACCCGGUCGAUUUGCUUUGGAUGAGUCUGCUGAGUUCAAGCAUGUCUCCGCGCCACUCAUCACUGCGAUCCGUCGAGACCAGAUGCCCGAAGACCUGCGCGAUGCUUUUCUUCCUAGAGAUGUUAUUCUCUUUUGUGAGCCCAGCCAUAACCGCGCAUUUUCCGCACUAAAGCGAGCCCAGGCUCGCCGGGAAUGUGCCCCUCUCAACUCGAAAUGCCCAUGGUGCAUGACUGACGAAGUCUGCGGGGGACUGGUUUUGAUCCUUGUGGCCUUGGUCUGUCUAAGAGUCGUCUCUAUCCAGCACAACGAGACUUUCACGCUCCACGUUUUCGAAUAUACCAUGGCUGUGUUGUGGGCAAUGCUCGUAGUAUUGACGCUGGUUGUCGUGCGCCUUCGCUACGGUACCAAGGCGUACAACGGCGUUACAUAUCGUUGCUCCCAGGGCAUCAAGCUCCACUGCGUCUACAAUCUGGUCCGCCGCAUACUUAGCCCGAGCUCGUUAAUCUUACUCCAGCAGGCAAGGCUCAACUUCCGAUCGUUCUGCCGCUAUUACCAAUUCUUCAUCAAUGGGCAGAUCGGCGGACCGGCUGAUCAAGAAGUUGACAGCUGCGUUCGACAACACGCCGCCGAAGGCACGCUUUCGCGCACUGGCCUCAUUGAGGAUGGUUCCCGUGCGCUGCUUGGAUUGGCGCCAUGUCAAGACAUCUUCUCUGAUUUCCGGUGUGGUUGCUCUCAGCUACGGGUCGUUUAUCGAACUUAUCGAGAUUGGAAGAGGUGGAGACUGGCUGGUAUGGUGUACGAACGACUUCAGUCGCGAGAGGGCACGUCUUUACGACAUAUAGAUGUGGAUGAUCACAACUAUGUGAAUCCUCUGGAAAGACUCGUGGGCAGUGGCAGUCAUAAGUGGUUGAUGGUCGAUCCGCACGUUUUCUCCUCAAAGCUUCCUUCACAACCGCGAACAACCCACGCAUAG